Molecule: messenger RNA, 527 nt
Organism: Sinocyclocheilus rhinocerous
Lineage: Eukaryota; Metazoa; Chordata; Actinopteri; Cypriniformes; Cyprinidae
Gene: tmem218
Product: transmembrane protein 218
Exons: 4
Coding region: 143-490 (115 amino acids)
Source: RefSeq, a predicted model, not a curated record
GAGAUGGUGUUUCCAUGGAAAUAUUUUAUACUUUCUGCAGCGUGUAUCUUCUUGUCGCAAAUCUGUAUUUUUUUUUUAGAACUACGCAGUUGGUUCCAGCAUUCGGUUGUUUUAUGAGCUACAGGCAGUGUGAGAGGCGAGGAUGGCCGAUGUGGUGUUAGGGGUUGGGACAGGUGUGUUUAUCAUCGCUUUAAUCUGGAUAGUGACUCUCGCGCUCACUAUCGUUCUGUCGCGCGCAACUGGCCCAGCAAAGUUAGGAAUCAUUCCUUUAUUUCUUCUGGCGCUCACCGUCACACUGGUUUUAGUGUUCUUCCCGCGCGCCCCUGAAGUUCCUUCCCCUGAGAAAGCAGUUCAGAUAGUGGAUAUGUUCUUCAUCGGCCGCUACGUGCUUCUGUCCUUGGUGAUCGUGGUGUUCUUGGCAGCCUUGUUCAUGUUGCUGCCCUUACAUUUCCUGGAGCCCGUUUAUGCCAAGCCCCUGAGAACACACUAGACCACGAGGCUUCAUGUGCCAAACUCCUACAGAUAUC